CCCAAAACCAGAUAAAGGCCCUGAUUUUUAGUCCCACUGUCUUCUCCUCUCCUGGACUCGGCAGUCAAAGGUCAGCCCCUAAAUUACUGUGGGACCCUCAGCAAUUCCUCUUUCCCCCCUCUUUCUCUCUCACAGAAUCUCCACGACGACAGCUGCAAGCCUCCAAUGCCCAAAACCCAAAACCCAAAUCCCUAGAAUUCACUGAUACUUUGUCUUCCCUUCAAUUCGAUCUCUUGCUCGAUCGGUCAAUGCCGAUAUGGUCAGAGAACCUUAAAUAGGCAUUUAUUUACGGGUUACUUGUAGAUCACUCCUUUUGAGAUUGUUUCUUGAGUGAGUUUAACUAGGUUUCGAAGAAGAAGCUAUUUGUUGAUAUGAGCUGGUUCCCUUGGGCCUGAGUAAUGGCAGGAAGUGUGAGAUUUGAGAUGAGUUCUGCCAGUCCAGAGGAGUUGGCCUUUGCAGGGUCCUACCCAAAUGGGCUGAGGGGAAAUUACCCUGGUGCCUGUUUGGAUAGGUCUGGAAGCUUCCGUGAGGGUAGUGAGAGUCGGAUGUUUAGUUCUGGUGGUUGUACGCCCAGGGGCAGUGCUUCUUCGACAGGGAAUUUGCCUCCACUGCCUCAGUGCUUGAUGUUAGAUCCUAUUACAAUGGCUGAUCAGAAGUGUCCUUCGUUAGGUGAGUUAAGGAGGGUUCUGGGAGUAUCUUUUGGGGGAACUGCAGAAGACAAUGCAUUUGGAACAGCUCAUCUAAAGCCUCACCCUCCAGUGGCUGCAGAGGAACUAAAGUGGGUCAAAGCCAGCGUGCUAGAUGCCUCAAACAAGGCCAGGGUUAGAGCAAAACGGUUGGAUGAAUCUAUAGACAAAUUGAACAGGUACUGUGAAGCUUUAAACUUAAAGAAGCAGCAAAGGAAUGAGUUUAUAACAAAUGAAAGAUCAGGUGGGUCAAACUUGCCAAAGAUGGGAGCUCAGAUGAAUCGGAACUCUUCAGAUCUUAUGAAUCAAAGGCUGGAAGACAGGACUAAGACUGUCGUGAUGAAUAGACGUGUUCGCUCAUCGGUCACAGAAAUAAGGGCUGAAGGCAGAAGUAAUAUGCUCACAAGGCAGCCUGUGGUCAUGGGAAAAGAUAGGGAUAUGCUUAGAGGUGAAGGCUCUGAUGUUGUUGAGGAAAAGAUUCGCAGACUGCCUGCUGGAGGGGAAGCAUGGGAUAAGAAGAUGAAAAGGAAGCGUUCUGUAGGCACUGUAUUUAGCAGACCCAUGGAUGGUGAUGCAGAGCUAAAACGAAACUUGCAUCAUAAGCCUACUGAUGAGCCUGGUCCCCAAGCUAGUGAUGCUCAAGGUUUCAGAUCAGGGUCAUUUAAUGGUGGUAAUGGCAUUAACAAGUUAGACUCUAAUUCCUUGUCUGUCAAUGCUAAUGCCCGUGUUGUGCUAAAGAAUGAGCUGGACAAGGUCUCUCUUUCAAGGGAUUUAAUGGCUGGGUUGAGUAAGGAGCGACUUGGAUCAAAGGGAAACAAUAAAUUAAAUGUUCGUGAGGAUAGUCAAAUACCCAGUCCUACUCCAGUGACAAAAGGAAAGGCUUCAAGGGCACCAAGAAAUGGCCCUAUCACAGCAAGCAACUCAUCUCCUAGUUUUCCUCGUACAUCUGGAACACCUGAGGGAUGGGAACAACCUGCAACUGUAAACAAAAAUCAUUCCAUAAAUGGGGCUAUCAAUCGCAAGCGUCCAAUGCCCACAGGAUCAGCCUCACCCCCCAUGGCUCAAUGGGUUGGUCAGAGACCACAAAAAAUCUCUCGAACCAGAAGAUCAAAUCUAGUGUCUCCUGUGUCAAACCAUGAUGAACUGCAGAUACCCUCAGAAGGUUAUUCACCUUCUGAUGCUGGUGCUAGGUUAAAUUCUUUUGGAACCAAUGGGCUGCUUCAAAAGAGUGUUUCGAAUUGUGCCCACCAAAUUAGAGUUAAACAAGAAAUUGUUUCAUCUCCUGCCAGAUUAUCUGAAAGUGAAGAAUCUGGUGCUGGUGAAAACCGUGAAAGUAGAUUGAAAGAGAAAGGACCAGGUGGUGGUGAAGUAGAUGAUAGAGCUGUGACUGCUGUGCAGAAUACUGGUUCUUCCCUAUUGCCUACAAAGAAGAAUAAACUGCUCAAUAAAGAGGAAAUUGGAGUUGGUGUGCGGAGACAGGGAAGGAGUGGCAGGGGUUCAUCCAUUUCUAGGGCUAGCACUGUAGCUACUAGGGAAAAAUUGGAGACUCCAGCCUCGACAAAGCCACUUAAAAGUAUGAGGCCUGGUUCUGAGAGGAAUGGAAGUAAGUCAGGACGACCUCCUCUGAAGAAACUGUCAGAUCGGAAGGCCUUUGCUUGUCCGGGGCAUAUAUCAACCAACGGGUCUCCUGAUUUUGCAGGUGAAUCGGGUGAUGACCGUGAAGAACUUUUAGCAGCUGCAGCUUUUGCUUGUAAUUCCAGAAGUAUGUUUCUAAGACUAAUAUUGUUUUUUUUCUCCUUCAUUUAG
This is a messenger RNA of Prunus dulcis (almond), 2492 nucleotides long. RefSeq lists its product as uncharacterized. Bases 399 to 2492 code for a protein of 697 amino acids. The transcript is spliced from 8 exons. The record is from RefSeq and is a predicted model, not a curated record. NCBI's taxonomy places the organism in Eukaryota, Viridiplantae, Streptophyta, Magnoliopsida, Rosales, Rosaceae.